AUCAGGGGCCCCAUGGCCAUCGGAUUCAUUGCGCAUAGAAAUAAGGGGUAGCAUUGGAAAAUAACACAUUAGUUAAUAAGAACGGUAGAAAAACGGAAGGGUCGAUUCCAAAACAUUGCCAUCAGGAAGAACAAUCGCAGUGGAAUCAGAUCAUUCAGCUGCUGCUUGGUGUUUAUUGGUCACCGAGGAGAUUGCAAGGAGUUCAUAAAAAUGAAAGGUAAUAGGUCUCGUGUAAGGUGGGAUGAGGCAAAUAUAGGGGAAAUCGAAGCAAAUAAACCUGUGAGGCAGAAAAUAACUGAACCCAAGACACCUUAUCACCCAAUGAUUGAUGAUGAUGGGUCUCUGUCUCCUAGGCGGGGCAGCUUUGAUGAUGUUGUUGGUGAAGCAAUGCGUGCAGAAGAGUUAAGGACUGCACUGGAUACAGUGGCUUCCUCCAGUAGAAAUGCUGGUAGGCGGUCUGGUGGCUGGACAUCAUCUGAGGAUGAGGCUGAUCCUAUGGAACAAGAUGAAGAUUCUGAAUCAGAUAGGAAUGCAAGUUUUAGGGAGCAAAGACGAGCACACUAUGACGAGUUUCGGAAAGUAAAGGAAUUUCGGCGGAAAGGUUCUUUCUUUGAGGAUGAAGAUGAUGAAAAUGGUGUUAAUAAGCGAAGGGAUGAGAGAUGUGACUCAUCUUCAUCGUUAAGUGCUGGUGUGAAAGAUAUAGACAUUGAAGAGGGUUCAGCAGCUUCAUGUCAAGAGUCUUCUUUGCCUCCAGCUAAUGGAGCUUAGAAUUUGUUGAGUCGAUAUAAAUCUAAAACACCAACUUGUUUGGCGCCAUUUCCUGAAACUUUCAUGGGAUUUUGGUGUAUAACGAUCCAAGGAAAGAACUGCAUGCUUCUAUGUGCUGUUGUGUAAAUAAUUUGGAAGCGCAAAUUGGUGACAAACAUUUGUCAUAACCUUCACCCGUGUUUUCGGGCACUAGUUAACUUGGGUUAUGUUUAGUUUUUUUGGGAUA
Molecule: messenger RNA, 994 nt
Organism: Manihot esculenta (cassava)
Lineage: Eukaryota; Viridiplantae; Streptophyta; Magnoliopsida; Malpighiales; Euphorbiaceae
Product: protein phosphatase inhibitor 2
Exons: 5
Coding region: 211-768 (185 amino acids)
Biological process (GO): regulation of signal transduction
Molecular function (GO): protein phosphatase inhibitor activity
Source: RefSeq, a predicted model, not a curated record